Messenger RNA from Symbiodinium sp. CCMP2456, 1202 nucleotides. The record is from the annotation of a GenBank genome assembly. NCBI's taxonomy places the organism in Eukaryota, Dinophyceae, Suessiales, Symbiodiniaceae.
GCGAACAACGCCGAGGUGUCGUCUUCCGCGAGCCCUUUCUUCCCACGAGCCGCAUCACGGUGGAAGAUGCGCACUUCGAUGAUGAGACGCGGCUGAGCAACAAUUGCUUCGUGCAGUUCCAGAAGGGCAACCCUCGGCGCCGCCGGCCAGUGCGGCGUGUGCGACGUGGAGAGGUGGCUGGUCUAGAUCUGAAGACCGGCAAGGCUUGCUCGAUAUGCUUUUCCGACGAUGGCUUUCUGAUCGGCUGUGGUGCAGAACACUUGGUUUGCAACAGUUGCCGCUGGCGCGCUCUGCGCGCCGUGGUCGGCGAUGUGACCCAGACCGAGAAGCUGGUCUGCGGUUGCCUGACGUUGGAUGACACCACAGCAUUUUCCGGUCUGGCCGAAGCAGCGGACAAGUCCAUGCAGGCUUUGGUGGCAGCUCCCCCGAAAGAUCCGGCCGAGCUGCAGGAGUUUGAGAUGGAGUUGGCCCAGGUGCGGCGGCAGUUCCAAGUGCGCGAGGUUCCCGUCGAUAUCUUCCGGAGAAAGGUCGCAGACUGGCAGGAGAUGGCAAGGCGCAGGAUGUCUGAGCACCUCUACUACGCAUGCUCUUUCCCUGGCUGUGGUAUGGCCAACUGGAUCCUGAGGACGGACUUCGAACGCGAGUACAGAUCCAGAGGUCUUUGCAACUGGGUCUGCCCGAAAGGCCACAGGAACUGUGUACUUCCAAGCCAGGAAGACAUCAACGAGGUGAACAGGAAUCUCCUUGCGCAUCCGGAGUACUACACUGACCGGUGUGGCCACGAUGCCCUUGCGCUCCGACGUUUCCGACUAUGCCCGGAAUGCGUCCAAGAAGGGUUGCUCACCUUCGCAGUUCACGAGGACGGCUGCAAACAAUGGCCAGGUACUACGGCGGCACACAGGCAUUGCUUCUGCUGGCAUUGCACUCGCAAGUGGAAUGUGGAGUGCUCGCAUGCAACUGUCUGCCAAGAUCCUGGCAUCCAGCAGGUCCGGCGCACCACCGACGGUGAGGGUUCCGAGAAGUUGGAGAUAGGCUUUGUGAACGCGCAGGCCUACAUCCAGUGGAUCGGAACUGGCCUGGACUGCCCCGACACGCUCUUUGCCGGCGGAGCGGGGCGAAUCCGUGGGGCGACGAGACAAGGCUUACUGGCGAUGGAGGACCGAGAGGAGCUGCGAAAGUGGAUGAUGGAGGGGACAACCUGA